CAACAGCGGAGAACCGGAUGGGACUCCAAGGGCAGCUGUCCAUGGGAGACCCUGAGAGUCAGGGAUCACAACUGCAAGCACCGGGGCAUAUCUGCUGCCUUUUAGAGGUCGCUCGAGCCGUUUAUGCGGCCUUGGAGUGCCGCUCUGAAAUGAGCCCAACCUCGAUGAAGAUCAUGUCCUCUCGCAGGAUACACGUGCGUCGGAUCUAUCCAAGCUGGCAGGCCGCAGUUCCUGUCAAGUCGACAGUGGGAGGAUAAAUAGCUGCAAGAGAGACCUUGAGACAGGUCUCAGGCAGCCGUUGUAUCACUUCCGGAACUGCACAAAUGGUGGGGUUUAAACUUAUUACAGUUGCGGCCAUCUCCGGCCUCGCUUUGGCUGUUCCCAAUAUUGCAAACAAGGGGGACUGGAAGAGCAAGAUCAAGAAUGUUGUCAUUCUCGUUGAGGAGAACAGAUCCUUUGAUACCUUCGCGGGUGGUCUGAGCUAUAGCAAAGACAUUGAUGGAUUGCUUCAUCACAACUACUGCAAUUCCAUGAACGCUUCCGACCCCACGCAAAAGGACGAUGUUUGUGCGGGACCUCGAGCUAACGACGUUGCUCCCGAUGAUCCAAACCACAGCAUCAGUGGUGUUAACAUGCAACUUUUCAGCACUUGGCACCCGGAUGAAUCAGUUGUCGACGCGGGCCACCAAAGGGAGAACAUGCGUGGAUUUGUGACGGAGCAGUCCUACACGUUCAAAACUCUCAACAAGACCCGGGCUGCUGAGGCAAUUAAUUACUACACCCCAGACCAAGUCCGUGUCUUUAACGAAAUGGCCGAGAACUUUGUCCUUUUCGACAGAUGGUUUGCUGCCGUCCCUGGCCCAACCAACCCUAACCGUGCCUACCUCACCUCUGGUACCUCACACGGACACGGAAAGAAUGACAACGCUUUCAACGUCUAUGGACUGCCCCAGCGAUCAGUCUUCCAGCAACUCUCGGAAGCCGGAAUCAGCUGGAUGAACUAUCAGAACUCCACCACCGGGCCAGGACUGGGCUUUAACCCAGAUGCUGCUUUCUAUACCUGGACCAAUACCUCCGGGGCUUACAAGACCAACAUCGUUCCCCUCACGCAAUUCUACGCUGAUGCGAAGGCGGGAAGAUUACCAAAAUUCACAUACAUCAACCCCGAAUGCUGUUCUUACCAGUCAUUCCACCCGCCAUCCCCGAUCACUCUUGGGGAGAACUUCAUCAAGGGUAUCUACGAGGCGGUCCGCAACUCCCCACAAUGGGAGGAGACACUCUUCAUCUUGACCUUCGACGAGCACGGAGGUUUCGGCGACCACGUCCCACCCCCAGUAAACGUCCCCGCUGGUGAUGGUAUCCUGUACACCGAGACCGCGCCAGAUGGAAAGAACAUCACUUUCGACUUCAAGCGUCUUGGUGUUCGCGUCCCUACUCUUCUCAUCUCACCUUGGGUUUCCAAGGGGGUUGUCGAGAACAAGGGACGAAACAACGGGGGAGAAUACACACAUACUUCCAUCCUCAAGUUCUUGCAGAACCUGUGGGGCCUCGACAGCUUGUCGCCGAGAGUGGACUACUCGGCUACGUUUGAGCAUCUCAUCACAGGUGAUUACAGGACCGACACACCUGCUACGCUGGUGAACCCAUACCCAUACAACUAAUUCUUCCGCCGUAGAACGGGAAUGAGGUUAUAAUUCAUGAAUGUAGAAAGGAU
Messenger RNA from Hyaloscypha bicolor E, 1714 nucleotides. RefSeq names its product phosphoesterase. Gene Ontology annotation, molecular function: hydrolase activity, acting on ester bonds. The coding region runs from base 324 to 1661 and encodes 445 amino acids. Gene Ontology annotation, biological process: phospholipid catabolic process. The transcript is spliced from 3 exons. NCBI's taxonomy places the organism in Eukaryota, Fungi, Ascomycota, Leotiomycetes, Helotiales, Hyaloscyphaceae. The record is from RefSeq and is a predicted model, not a curated record.